Molecule: messenger RNA, 3462 nt
Organism: Onychostoma macrolepis
Lineage: Eukaryota; Metazoa; Chordata; Actinopteri; Cypriniformes; Cyprinidae
Gene: fam78ab
Product: family with sequence similarity 78 member Ab
Exons: 2
Coding region: 830-1648 (272 amino acids)
Source: RefSeq, a predicted model, not a curated record
CAGUAGAGCAGCUGCAGCUGAUGCGGUGACGCGCACAGCGCUGCGGGACGGAGGCUGAGCGCAGCAGCGGCGCGAGGAUGAGGAUGGAUUAUAACUGAUGAAGAGAGACGCGCAAUGAUGGGCAGUUCAUCACAAUAUGCGUGUUCGUGACAGCCGGGCUGAUUUAUCCACCUCUCAUGUUUAUUCAUGUGGGCUGAUGAAGUUCACCUGAUGCUGAGACGGAUCGUUUACUCAUAAGUGCACAAGAAAGUGAGCUUCCUCCAACUGAACCUCAAGGACAAACUCACGGAAUGUAAAUAUUCAUUGCAAAAUAAUCACUUUUCCAGCGUUACUAUUGAUGCCCAAACCGUCUAUAGCAAUUUUGCGCGCUUGUAGUUGAAGAAUUUUUAUUUUAUUUUUAUUUAUUCUUUUUUUUUUUAGUACAAAAUGUCAGCAGUAUUCUGAGAGGAUGGACUUAACCUAUUUAUUUUAAUCUAAAAGCAAUGUUGUGAGAGUUAUGACGCGGAAAUGUCCGUUUGACGACGACUGGAGAACGUUAUGUGUGAGUAACGGUCCGCCAAUGACGGAAAGUUGACGAACGUCGUUUUUAUUUAUUUUCUUUAGUUUUCUUUUAUUAUUCAACAAAAUAACGUGAUGCUUUUGUUAAUAAGAAACGCUUUUCUAGUCCCGACGCGACACCGCGACGCGUCGUUUAGUGUUUUCUGAGGGACAGUAGUGUGCGUUAUUCUGAGAGACAGCGUCUGGUGUGUGUUCCUCAGAGGUUCAGUGUGUGUAGUGUGUGUUCUUCUGAGGGACACAGUGGGUAUAGUGUGCGUUCUUUUGAGGGUUGAUGUUCUGCUGGCCGCUCGUGCUGCUUGUGAUGGGCUGUAUUCAGAGCAUCAGAUGCAAACCCAAGAGUUUCCGGGACAGCAUCAUGGUUCUGGAGGUGAACUCCUCCAUCGACUCGAACCCCACCAGCAUCGACGAGUCCUCCAGCGUGGUGCUGCGCUACCGCACGCCGCAUUUCCGCGCGUCCGCCAGGGUCCUGGUGCCGCCGGUGGCCGGUAAAGAGAGCUGGACGGUCGGCUGGAUCCAGGCGUGCAACCACAUGGAGUUUUACAACAAAUACGGAUCCAAAGGGAUGUCCAGCUGGGAGCUGCCGGAUCUCCGAGACGGAAAAAUCCAAGCCAUCAGCGACUCGGACGGCGUCAACUACCCCUGGUACGGCAACACCACCGAGACCUGCACCAUCGUGGGUCCCACCAAGAAGGACACCAAGUUCACCGUCAGUAUGAACGACAACUUCUACCCCAGCGUGACGUGGGGCGUCCCGGUGAGCGACAGCAAUGUACCCAUGCUCAGCAGCAUCUGGAGGGACCAGAGCUUCACCACCUGGCUGGUGGCCAUCAACCAGGCGUCGGGCGAGAUCCUGGUGCUGCAGACGGUGCGCUGGCGCAUGCGUCUGCACAUCGAGGUGGAUCCCGACAAGCCGCUGGGACAGAGAGCCAAGCUGUGCGAUCCCUUCGCGCAGGAGCAGCCGCAGGUGCAGGGGAAGAACGAAGCCAUCCCGCCCAACGCCAUGGUCAAACCCAACGCCAACGACGCUCAGGUGCUGAUGUGGCGGCCGCGGACGGGCGAGCCGGUGGUGGUCAUCCCUCCCAAACACUGAGACCAAAACUGCUCGGGAAUCACUGUGCUAAACGCCGCUGCAAAAAGAUGAAGUGGGAAUAUUGCGUCUCAGACGGACGGAAAGAGCGUCGAUUCACGCUGCCUUAAGUUUACAUUGCUUUCACUGCAAACGUUUCGCCUUAAACCGAGUACAAUGCAGUAAACCUCGCGCGUCCUACCUGUCCAUAGAUUUGCACUGGAUGUGUCCCAGUUAGUCGUGGUCUAACGGGACUGCGAUGACCGCCGCGCGUCCAUCCAAACGAGGACACAGUCAUUAUGCAUUCAGUGUUUUCAGCAGGAGCUUCAGUGUUUCAGUUUUCUGUCAACCAGCCACCUCCAGUGUGUUUUACAAUAAUAUAUCUUUUCUACUACAUGUGAUUUUGCUGUGUCGGUCAGUGUCAAGACGUCGUGGCCAAUCGAUAGAGCGAAUACGCAAACGAUCCGUUCUCCUGGUGUUUGAAUGAGAUGUGUGUGCGGGCGACAGGAGCGCUGAAAGCUGCAUCUGCUCUCAAAUCGAUCUGCUCCUCAAAUCAAACAGCAUCAGCAGAAGCUGAAGGGAGAAACGUGUCGUUCCCGAAUGAAUGCGCUGAGAAACUCGUGUCCAGGCCACAAUUCUGCACAAGAACUAGACAUUAUUUUCAUGGCAGUACUACAGAUAUGACCAUAAUGUACCUCAAAAGUUGGAAAUAAUUCCGAUUUUUAAAUGUUUUUGAAAGAAAACUCUUCUGAUGCUCACCAAGGCUGCAUUUUUUUGAUCACAAAUACAGUAAAAAAAAAGCAAAUUAAAAUGAAUUUGUGUUUUCUGUCUGCAAAUAGAGUAAAAUACUUUUUUAAUUGAAAUAGGUGAUACACUACCAUCAAAAAGAGAGAAAUUAAUACUUUUAUUCAGUAAAAUUGAUUAAACUGUUCAAAAGAUUUCUAUUUGAAAUAAAUGCUGUUCUUCUGAACUUUCUAUUCAUCUGUGAAUCCUGAAAAAUAAAAUGUAUCACGGUUUCCACAAAAAUAUUUGGCAGCACAACUGUUUUCAGAAAUGUUUCUUGAGCAGCAAUGUAAUAAAUUACAUUUGAACUGUUUUAACUACAUUUAGCUGUUCGAAGUUGUAAUAAUAUUUCACUGUUUUUACUGUAUUUUUCAAAUAAAUGCAGCCUUGGUGAGCAGAAGAGACUUCUUUCAAAAACGUUGAAAAAUCUCAGUAUAUUCCAAACUUUUGAGCAGUAGUGUGUAAAUACUUUAGCGUUUUUAUAAUAUAUUUUUUGCAUUGCAGUGUUGAAAAUUUGAGGGCGAAUUUGCUUGAUAUACAUGAAAAUGACAUUUAAGCACAAUUUUUAUCCAUUCUGCAACUCAAGAUACAACGCACUUCAGCGCUUCCAGAUGCCAUGUGUUAUUGACCCAUUGAAGGCCUUAUUACACUGAGAUGUGAUUGUGUUGAUGGACAGAUGAGCGUAUGAUGUUGUGAUUCAGUUCAGCUGUAGUCAAAUGCUGACCAGUAUUUAUAUGCAUACGUGGAUCCAACGACACAACAGACAUUGAGCUUUACGUCCAUCUUCAUCAGCACCGGACUGCUCCUCAUACAAUCAGUCCAGAGACUGUCAUGAGUGUUUCAUUUCAUCAAUCGCUUUUGGAUGCUUGAGUUACUCAUGUGUGUUUGAUCCGUUCACAUGGCGUGAGUCUGCAGGUGUGUGUGUGUGUGUGUGUUUGGACGCUUAUACACAACAUGACUAAAUAAUUUUAGUUCAGAUUUCUGAUGUUUGUACUUCCAGCAGAGUUUUAUUCGUCAUCAGAUCAAAUACAUUCGCUAUUAAAUGUUUGUGUUUA